AUGAAGAAGAAAGCGCUCGUGGCAGUCUGGGUGUUGGCGUUACUGCCUGUGGGAAGAUCAGAGAGUUUUGAUUUUUCCACCUUGAAGUCUAUGUUCGACUUCUCUGCCCAUACUCCAGGCACGAGACUUCGAGGGGGUAACGCAGCCGUCGAGUUCUGCACCGAUCUGUCGAGGACUGUGAAGCAACUAGCGGAGCAUGCGCGAGAAAAGCUGGAGUUGCGAAUGGGGGCAGGGGUGGCGGAGGUUGGAAGCAAACUGGGGUCAAGCAUGGCUGAAAUGCACACGCUUUUGAGGAAUAGAAAGUCUGAGCUGGGGGCAUUCGGAGAGUUCUCGGCUGGUUGCGAUGAUGCUUCCUCGCAGGGGCAGAUGUGGAUCAACCCGCUGCAGGGCUGGAACAGCCUGCAGCAGGCAGUUGAUGAGGUGGCGCGGAACUUCCAGAGUGCAGGAGAGAAGCCGCAGGAGAGGAUGGGGGGAGCGAUGGACUCGGACCGAUUUGCAGCCGAAGUGCCGUGGCCGGCGACACUCAUCCUCAUGAUGCAGGAUGGGCUGAACAAGCUUGGGGAGGUCGAGAAUAAGCUCAACUCAAAGCUCAACGAGCAAGGGGGCUCCUUCGGAGGGGACACUUUCAACCAAGUGCUGGACACGCUAAGGAGCUACACUAUCGCCAUCUCGCCAUCGGCAGCUCCCCCCUUUGGAUGCAACCAGCCCUCCGUGCAAGAUGGGGGAUCGGAUGAGGGAGGUGGUGGGUUCCUGGAGAACAUCAAAUCAGGGGGGCUGUUGAAUCUCAUGGAUCCGCUGCAGGAUGUGGUCGAGGGGAUCAAGCAAUGCGGCAGCUCGAUGAGCCAGGGGGCUGACUUCCUGCUCGCGAUGAGGAGCGGAAACUUCGAGGGGCAUGGCGACAUGCAGCAUGACGUGCGAUGGGUCAACGAUAAUCUUGUCGAGGCCGUAGAGACUCUGCUGGACGACAAGGACUGGCAGAUGGUCUCGGCAGACGCGGGGAUCAACAUAUGGAGGAAGUACCUCCCAGCUGACAUGGUAGUUGCGGGCAAGAAGAUCGACAAGGCCUCGAAGUUUGCAUGUGUGAAGGCUCAGGCGGUGAUCGACGCGCCCCUCGAGAAGGUGUACGAUCUCUUUGUGGAUAAUUCCAGGGUGCGGGAGUACAACGAGUACUGCAAGGAAGUGAGGGAUCUUGAGUGGCUGGAUGAGAACACCAAGAUCACUCACUCGCUAUCGGGACGUCCCUGGUCGAGAGACUUCGUCACGCGAGUUCACUAUCGAUCUAUCGGAGAGGACGUCAAGAUGGUGGUCAACCGCGGGGAAGAGCAUCCUCUUGCGACAAAGCAAGCUGGAUACACGAGGAUGGAAAUGUCGCUGGGAGCGAAUAUUAUGCGUCGGCUUGACUCGGAUCCCAACAAGACUCUCUUCACCCUCAUCACGCAUGUCAAUCCGGGAGGCCUUGCGACCACACAGUUCGGAGCGAUGCUGACUAACCGCCUGAGCACGGAGUCGCCCCGACAGUUCUUGCAGAAGCUCAACGAGGCAGCAGCGGCAGGGCAGCAGCUGCCUGAGCAGAGAGAAGAGAGGAACUUGCUGGCGUCCUCUGACUUCAAGAGGAGGAUCGGUCUCACGGUGACGGUGGCCGCCUUGUCACUGCUGAGCAGCCUGAGCAAGGGAAUUCGUUCUCAGAGUGUGGUGGAGGCAACGCCUGCCAAGCAGAUGUUUGCGCCGGAAGUGACGCUUACAGCUGUGUAG
Molecule: messenger RNA, 1752 nt
Organism: Guillardia theta CCMP2712
Lineage: Eukaryota; Cryptophyceae; Pyrenomonadales; Geminigeraceae
Exons: 6
Coding region: 1-1752 (583 amino acids)
Molecular function (GO): lipid binding
Source: RefSeq, a predicted model, not a curated record